CACAUUCUAAGCUCCCACCCGUGCGAUUCAGACAAGUUUGGAAAUUAAACAAAUCGCGUUUGCGACCGGAGACCGCGGGAAUCCAGAAGGGAAACAAACAAAACCAGACCCGAAAAAAUCUAUUGCAAGUUAAGUCAAGAUUUCAAGGGAGAAUCUAAAAGGACUAUUUGUUUAUGGCAAUAUGGGGUGUGUGUGUGUGUGUGUGUGUGUGUGUGUGUGUGUGUGUGUGAAUGUGAAUGUUUGAAAAAUCUGUAUCACUCAAGCUUGCAUCAUCAGUAUUCAAUGGGAUUCACAGAAGCGCUUCAAAAGAUGGUUUCUGUUAGUGUUGCAAAAGCACUUCCAAUUUUGGUUGCCAUGGUAACCGGAGAAGUCGCCCCGCACCGUUGAGACGCUGCCUGGCUGGAACCAGGAACUGUUCUUGAGAUCUCCUCCCGUCCCCUCAUGUCACCAUGGAUGAAUCAGCACCUGCCAAAUUUUUGAGACAGCUCACGGCUUAGAGGAAGGCUCAUCUAAAUAAAGGCCGGCUAAAGUGACAUUGCAGGGACUUAAUCCUUCUCGGGCAGCCCUUGUGACCAGAAGGCUGAUUUGCAAGUUUCUUCUUUUCCUGGGGUCCAGAUCAUUGGGUCCCUGGGGCCCUGCUACUCGCCAGCAGAAGUGCAAAAUGCAGGAGGUCAGAGCAGAAGGCCAGCGGCAGGGCCCCGGGGGCCUCCGAGGGGCUCUCACAGGCCAGUGUGAAAGAUCCUCCAGCCAUCAAAGGAAAUAGCAAACUGGAGCCUUUGUCCUGGGACCAGCCGCCCACCACAGAGCAUCAGACCGCAUGGGUGGCCAGAGGGCUCCUGGAGGCUGAGCAGGGAAGUGGUUAUGGUAACUGGCUGUGAGCGCGCCUGGACGGGGAGAGCUGGGAAGUGCGCCGUGAAGGCAAGUGUGAAAUGUCCCGAGUGAUGGGGGCAGCUCUUGGCUUGGCUGCGCAGGCCCUGCCGGCCUGUUGGCCUCUGCCCUCCUCCUACUGAAGCCACCGGGGGGGCCCCCUGGCUCCGCGGGCCACCUGUCCCGCUCCCGGGGCUCCCGCAGGCCCAAACUCCCGCCUCCCACCCCUGGGCCCUUUGCACCGCCCCGCACCCUGCCUGCCUUCCCAUCGGUGCCUCUGGCCGGGCCGGACAUGUGAGCCCGCGUGGACGAUGACUGCAGUGUACGCGAAUGGAGGCGGCCUGGUGACCCCCCACUAUGCCAGGUGGGACCGGCGGGAGAGCGUGGAGAGCGGCUGUCAGACGGAGGGCAGCAAGGAGGACGGCGAGGGGCAGCCCCGCCAGCUGACGCCCUUCGAGAAGCUGACGCAGGACAUGGCCCAAGACGAGAAGGUGGUGAGAGAGAUCACGCUGGGGAAACGGAUCGGCUUCUACCGAAUCCGAGGAGAAAUUGGAAGUGGGAACUUCUCCCAGGUCAAGCUGGGGAUUCACUCCCUAACCAAAGAAAAGGUGGCCAUUAAGAUCCUGGACAAGACCAAGUUAGACCAGAAAACCCAAAGGCUACUAUCCCGUGAAAUUUCCAGCAUGGAAAAAUUGCACCAUCCCAACAUCAUCCGUCUGUACGAAGUCGUGGAGACCCUGUCCAAGCUCCACUUGGUGAUGGAGUAUGCAGGGGGCGGGGAGCUCUUCGGGAAAAUUAGCACCGAAGGGAAGCUCUCAGAACCAGAAAGCAAGCUCAUCUUCUCCCAGAUUGUGUCUGCCGUGAAGCACAUGCACGAGAACCAAAUUAUUCACAGAGACCUGAAGGCAGAAAACGUAUUUUAUACCAGUAAUACUUGCGUGAAGGUGGGUGAUUUUGGAUUCAGCACAGUAAGCAAAAAAGGCGAAAUGCUCAACACUUUCUGUGGGUCGCCUCCCUACGCUGCGCCCGAGCUUUUCCGAGACGAGCAUUACGUCGGCGUUUACGUGGACAUCUGGGCCUUGGGGGUGCUUCUGUACUUCAUGGUGACUGGCACCAUGCCCUUUCGGGCGGAGACCGUGGCCAAGCUGAAGAGGAGCAUCCUGGAGGGCACGUUCAGCGUGCCUCCCCACGUGUCGGGGCCCUGCCUCCGCCUCAUCCGGGGCGUCCUGCAGCCGGUGCCCACCGACCGGCACGGCAUCGACUCCAUCAUGAGCAACGAGUGGAUGCAAGGGGUGCCGUACCCCACCCCUUUGGAGCCUUUCCAGCUGGAUCCCAAACAUUUGUCCGAAACCAGCACCCUCAAAGACGAAGAAAAUGAGGUCAAGAGCACUUUGGAACACUUGGGUAUCACAGAAGCGCACAUCCGGAACAACCAGGCCAGAGACGCCCGGAGCUCCAUCACAGGAGUCUAUCGGAUCAUUCUACACCGAGUCCAAAGGAGAAAGGCUUUGGAGAGUGUCCCGAUAAUGAUACUCCCGGACCCUAAGGAAAGGGACCUAAAGAAAGGGUCCCGGGUCUACAGAGGCCUAAGACAGACGUCUAAAUUCUGUUCAAUUUUAUAAAUUGCAUUAAACUGCUGGUAAUUCACCAAGA
This is a messenger RNA of Canis lupus familiaris (dog), 2520 nucleotides long. It is a transcript of the gene NIM1K, whose product is annotated as NIM1 serine/threonine protein kinase. The coding region runs from base 1179 to 2489 and encodes 436 amino acids. Gene Ontology annotation, molecular function: tau-protein kinase activity; ATP binding; protein serine/threonine kinase activity. Gene Ontology annotation, biological process: protein phosphorylation; intracellular signal transduction; microtubule cytoskeleton organization. The record is from RefSeq and is a predicted model, not a curated record. The transcript is spliced from 4 exons. Gene Ontology annotation, cellular component: cytoplasm. Lineage: Eukaryota; Metazoa; Chordata; Mammalia; Carnivora; Canidae.